AGGGUUAAACAAUACCCCCUAAAGAAAGAAGAUAUAGAAGGGGUUGGCCCAAUUAUUGAGAACUUUCUGCAGCUAGGACUACUGAGAGAGUGUCAAUCUGAUUUUAAUACUCCUAUUCUGCCAGUAAAGAAACCUGAUGGGUCAUACAGAUUAGUACAAGAUUUAAGGGCUGUUAACAAGGUAACUGAAGACUUGUAUCCAGUGGUUGCCAAUCCCUACACCUUGUUAACCCGUUUAACACCUGAACUAACUUGGUUUACUGUUCUAGAUCUAAAGGAUGCUUUCUUUUGCCUCCCUCUCCAUGAAGCCAGCCAGAAAAUUUUUGCAUUCGAGUGGGAAAGCCCUAAAACUGGAAGAAAAACUCAGCUCGCAUGGUGUGUGUUACCGCAGGGGUACAAGAACUCCCCCACUAUAUUUGGGGAACAGCUUGCCAAGGAUUUAGAGUCCUGGGAACCUCCACCAGGAGAAGGACAGUUACUCCAGUAUGUGGAUGAUCUCUUAAUAGCUACCCGGACCCAGGAGACAUGCGUGGACUGGACGGUAAGCCUCCUAAACUUUCUAGGCCUGCAGGGGUAUCGAGUAUCCCAGAAGAAAGCCCAAAUGGUGAGGCAAACAGUUAUUUACCUGGGUUACGAAGUAAGUGCUGGACAAAGGACUCUGGGGCAGGAUCGCAAGGAAGCAAUAUGCCAGACCCCAAAACCUCAGACAGUGAAAGAACUAAGAACCUUUUUAGGCAUGACAGGGUGGUGCAGACUGUGGAUUUAUAACUAUGGGUUGCUUGUUAAACCUCUGUAUGCCUUGAUCACGGAAGGGAGCAGGGAUCUUCAGUGGACAAAAGAUGCAACCCGAGCCUUCAACCAGCUAAAGAAAGCCCUUAUGUCAGCUCCAGCCCUAGGACUUCCAAACGUGAGUAAACCAUUUUUCCUGUUUUCUCAUGAGAAGCAGGGGAUUGCCUUGGGAAUAUUAGCACAGAACUUAGGCCCGUACCGGAGGGCAGUGGCCUAUCUUUCCAAGCAACUGGACACAGCAGCUAAAGGAUGGCCAGGGUGUCUCAGAGCAGUUGCAGCAGUAGCAAUAAACAUCCAAGAAGCACGCAAAUUCACCCUAGGCCAGAAGAUGACUGUGCUAGUAUCUCACACAAUGUCUGCACCCAAAACAGCUCCGAAAAGGACAUUUGGAUCCAUUACAAAUGACCAGGGUCAAAAUGUAUUUGGUCUUGACAUAACUGAGACACCUGAGGGAGAUAAGUGGCCUCAACUAAUUGUCCAACAGAUCCUGGAUAGGGAGCAGAAGGACACCUAUGUGAUGAAAAUCAAAGUUGAGGAUGGUGGGAGCCCCCCAAGGUCCAGCACUGCCAUCCUGCAGGUCACGGUGACUGAUGUCAACGACAACCACCCGGUCUUCAAAGAGAACAACAUCGAGGUCAGUGUGCCAGAAAACGCUCCCAUGGGCACCUCUGUGUCUCAACUCCAUGCCACCGACGCAGACCUGGGCUCCAGUGCACAAAUCCAUUUCUAUUUCAGCAACCAGAUCUCCAGUCUGUCCAAAAGGCUCUUUGCCAUUGAUGACAUCACUGGCCUCAUCACCAUCAGGGAGCCUCUGGACAGGGAGGAGUCUCUUGUGCACAAAUUGACUGUUUUGGCAAGCGAUGGCAGCUCAACUCCAUCAAGAGCAACAGUGACUGUUAAUGUCACAGAUAUUAAUGACAGUGUCCCAUCAAUAGACACGAGGUACAUCAUCAGCCUGGUGAAUGGGACAGUGCUUUUAUCUGAGAAGGCUCCCUUUAAAACAAAAAUUGCUUUGAUAACAGUGCUGGACAAGGAUACUGAUCAGAAUGGGAAAGUCACCUGUUUUACAGAUCACGAUGUCCCUUUCAGGCUAAAACCAGUGCUUGGUAAUCAGUUUCUCCUGGAGACAGCCGCAUUUCUAGACUAUGAAGCUACACAAGAAUAUGCCAUCAAAAUAGUGGCUUCAGAUUCAGGGAAGCCUCCCUUAAACCAGUCUGCAAUGCUCCUGAUCAAAAUUAAAGAUGAAAAUGACAAUGCCCCAGUUUUCACACAGCCUAUCAUAGGCCUUUCCAUCCCUGAAAACAACGCUCCUGGUACUCAGCUAACCAGUAUCAGUGCUACAGAUGCUGACAGCAGGCAGAAUGCUGAGAUCAGCUACAUCCUGAGUUCUGAUGCGCCCCCAAUUUUCAACCUGGACCACCGUACAGGCAUCCUGACAGCAGUGAGAAAGCUGGACAGAGAAAACCAAGACAGGUACUCUUUCACUGUGCUGGCUAAGGAUAAUGGGAUGCCACCUUUGCAGACCAAUGCUCCUGUGACAGUGUCAGUGCUGGACCAGAAUGAUAACAGCCCUGCUUUCACACAUAAUGAAUAUAAUUUUUAUGUGCCAGAAAACCUGCCCAUGUAUGGCACAGUGGGGCUUAUCACAGUUACAGAUGCUGAUGCAGGAGACAAUGCUGCAGUCACUAUCUUAAAUGGUAGAGAUAAUUUCAUUAUAGAUCCACUUAUUGGUGUAAUAAGACCUAACAUUACCUUUGAUAGGGAGCAGCAGGGAUCAUACACUUUCCAGGUGAAAGCAGUGGAUGGAGGAAGACUGCAGCAUUCCUCAACUGCCAAAGUGACCAUCAGUGUUGUUGAUGUAAAUGAUAACAGGCCCAUUUUUGUUAUUCCCUCAUCUAAUUAUUCCUAUGAGUUGGUCCCAACGUCAGCCAGCCCAGGAUCUGUAGUCACUAAAGUCUUUGCAGUUGAUAAUGACACAGGAAUAAACACAGAGCUCCGCUAUAGCAUCAUAGGUGGGAACUCCAGGGGCUUGUUUACCAUUGACCAAUUAACAGGCAAUAUUACUUUGAAAGAGAAGGUAAUGACAUCAGAUCAUGGCUUGCACAGAUUGGUGAUCAAGGUGAAUGACCUGGGACCUGGACUCUACACGAUAGCUCUUGUGCACUUGUUUGUGAACAAGACCAUCACCAACAGCUCCUACGUGCAAGAGUUGGUGCAUAGGAACAUGGAAACUCCAGUUAGCCAGAACAUUGGGGAUGGUGAGAUAACCCCACAGACCAAUGAUUAUGUCAAGAUCAUCAUUGCCAUUGCUGCAGGAACCAUGACAGUUAUUCUGGUAAUUUUUGUUACUGCUUUAGUCCGGUGCCGCCAGAUGCCCAGGCACAAGGUUGCAAAAAAUAAGCAGAGUGGUGAAUGGGUUUCCCCCAACCAAGAGAAUAGGCAGAUCAAGAAAAAUAAGCAGAGCUCUCCAAAGAGCCUCCUCCUCAACUUUGUGACUAUUGAAGAGUCUAAGCCUGAUGAUCCUGGCCACGAGCACAUAAAUGGCACUUUAGACAUUCCUGUAGAGCUAGAAGAGCAAACUAUGGGAAAAUAUAACUGGGCCACCACACCAACCACAUUUAAACCUGAUAGCCCAGACUUAGCAAAGCACUGCAAGUCUGCUUCUCCGCAGCCUACCUUUCAAAUUAAACCUGAAACUCCUGUACCCCCCAAGAAGCACUAUGUCAUUCAGGAAUUGCCUCUAGAUAACACCUUUGUGGUGGGCUGUGACUCACUUUCCAAAUGCUCAUCCAGCAGCUCAAGACCCACUUACAGUGUUUCUGAAUGCAGCUGUCAAGGAGGCUUCAAGACCCCAGGCCCCAUACCCACCAGACAGGUAAUGGAAUUUUAA
Hirundo rustica (Barn swallow) is the source of this 3678-nucleotide messenger RNA. Its product is annotated as protocadherin-11 X-linked-like. Gene Ontology annotation, biological process: homophilic cell-cell adhesion. Gene Ontology annotation, molecular function: calcium ion binding. The record is from RefSeq and is a predicted model, not a curated record. Lineage: Eukaryota; Metazoa; Chordata; Aves; Passeriformes; Hirundinidae. Gene Ontology annotation, cellular component: plasma membrane.